This is a messenger RNA of Hypanus sabinus (Atlantic stingray), 1547 nucleotides long. RefSeq names its product hemopexin a (gene hpxa). Bases 39 to 1376 code for a protein of 445 amino acids. The transcript has 11 exons. Lineage: Eukaryota; Metazoa; Chordata; Chondrichthyes; Myliobatiformes; Dasyatidae. The record is from RefSeq and is a predicted model, not a curated record.
GAUAAAGGGUCGAGGCGAGGCUGUGCCUCUGAACCAACAUGAAGUCCCUGCUCAGACACCUGUGCCUCUGCUUGGUUGUGGCUCUCUUGCUCUUCUUGCCUGGGAGCAGGGCAAGUCAUCAGCAGACAUCUUGGCUGCGUGGGAGCUCAGGUCCACCCAACCGAUGUGAUGGACUUGGAUUCGAUGCAAUCGCUUUAGAUGAUCACGGAUUUCCUUACUAUUUCAGGGAUGAGUUUGUGUGGCGGGGGUUCCGGGGGCAACCACAGCUGAUGCACAGCAUCUGGCAGCAGCUGCCCACUCACCUCGAUGCUGCCUUCCGCAUGCAUGACUCCAACCACCCAGAUCAUCACAACAGGACCUUCUUUUUCAAGGGGGAACAUGUCUGGCAGUAUCUCGGCAACACUCUGGAAGGCAAAUUCCUGAUCCGUGACAAAUUCCCAGGAGUUCCGGACAACCUUGGUGGAGCAAUGGAGUGUCUCCAGGGGGACUGCAUGAAGAACUCCAUUCUGUUUUCCAAAGGAGACACCAUGUACGUACUGGACCUGAGCACCAAGGCAUUGAAAGCAAGGAAUUGGCAAGGAGUCCGUGGAUGUUCAACCAUGAUGCGAUGGAUUGACAGAUAUUACUGCUUCACAGGAACAAACUUCACUCGUUUCAACCCCAGCACAGGGGAAGUUCCUCCGGGAUACCCGAAGGACAUCCGGGAUUACUUCAUGUCGUGUGAAGGCCGAGGCCACUGGAGCAGGAACAGCACCGUUGACAGGAAAAUCUUCAGCCUCUGCAGCAAUGCUGCCUUCGAUGAGUUCGACGAGGAUGAACUGGGGAGGGUCUACGCCUUCCGAGAUAAUUGGUACUUCCGGAUAGACAAGAAGCGAGAGGGUUGGCACCCCUUUUUCCUGAACUCGAGUUGGACGUCCCUGCAUGGGAAGUUGAAUGGAGUGUUUAGCUGGGACAAGAAGAUGUACUUCAUCCAGGGAUCACAGCUCUACAUCUAUAAAGCCGAGACACGAUACCGUCUGAUUGAAGGAUAUCCCAAACCAGUCAGUGACGAGCUGGGAAUUUCUGGCAUUGAUGUUAACGCCACCUUCAUCUGCCCAAAUACGUCCCUGCUCUACGUCAUCACAGGGAACCACAUGCGGGUUAUUGACCUGAAGCAGAGCCCCAGGGUGCUGGGUGACGGGGUCCGCAUUGGCCACUCGCUGGUGGACGGUGCAAUGUGCAAUCGUAGGGGCAUCUAUCUGUUCAUUGGCACCCAGUACUACCGAUACAACUCUCCGUCUGAGCUGAGUGCGUGGCACAGCCUUCCAGACCCGCACAGCAUCAAGGGCGACUUUCUGCAUUGUCCGCACAGAGAGGCUCUGCCCCACCAUCGCUAACAGUCUCUGUCAUAGGUCCUGAAUCUGCAACAGCUCCCCUCCAUGCCGGCCCGGUACAAGCAUCCAGGACCCCAGAAUGACCUGUCCCUGGUUCACACCAGGGUCACCGAGAUUCCAACGGCUUUGGGACUGAUUUAUUUGAAUAAAUUCAGCCCUGAGCAAAUAGCUGUC